Messenger RNA from Leucoraja erinaceus (little skate), 969 nucleotides. Its product is annotated as probable G-protein coupled receptor 139. Gene Ontology annotation, biological process: G protein-coupled receptor signaling pathway. The record is from RefSeq and is a predicted model, not a curated record. The transcript is spliced from 2 exons. Gene Ontology annotation, molecular function: G protein-coupled receptor activity. Bases 1 to 969 code for a protein of 322 amino acids. NCBI's taxonomy places the organism in Eukaryota, Metazoa, Chordata, Chondrichthyes, Rajiformes, Rajidae. Gene Ontology annotation, cellular component: membrane.
AUGCACGAACCGCCGAAAGGCGCUGUGUAUGCGAUCUACUAUCCGGUGUUGGCCGCGGUUGGUGUCCCAGUUAACAUUAUAGCCAUGGUGAUCCUGUCGCGGGGGAGGUGCGGUCUAUCCAAGUGUAUCACUCUCUACCUGGUUGCCAUGGCGGCGUCGGAUUUGAUGGUUCUCAUCACCGCCGUCAUUCUACAACGCAUCGUCGGCAUCUACUUUCCCGGGAGUUACCUGUCGCUCACCUGGGCCUGCCGCUUCAAGUCCCCAAUCGCUUAUGCAUGCAGAGACUCCUCCGUCUGGCUCACCGUCGCCUUCACCUUCGAUCGUUUUGUGGCCAUUUGUUGUCGCAACUUUCAACGCAAGUACUGCACCAAAGAGACGGCAGCGCCCGUCGUCGCCGCCAUUGUAGUUUUGAGCUUUUUUAAGAAUUUCUCCUUUUUUUUCCUUUUCGAACCGCUGUACAUCGCAGACAACCUCGCUUGGUAUUGCCGAUUAAUCCCAAGCUUUUAUACCUCGCCGUGGUGGCGAGCUUACUCAUACUUUAAUCACAUCACCACACCCCUAGUACCGUUCGCGCUUAUAUUGUUGCUGAAUGUUCUGACCGUCAAACACAUCGUCGCCGCCGGCAGAGUCCGGAAGUCAUUGCGGGAUAACUCUCUCCCCGGGAAAGGUCCUGACCCCGAGAUGGAGAACCGCAAGAAGUCGAUCGUUUUACUAUUCAGCAUUUCGGGCAACGUCAUCUUGCUGUGGAUGACGUACAUCAUUCACUAUUUGUACUCUCGAAUGACUGAAACUUAUAAGUACUCCGGAUACAAUGACCCGGUGUUUAUUCUUGCCGAAGCGGGCAAUAUGCUUCUGCUUCUCAGUUGCUGCACCAACACAUUUAUUUAUACAGUGACCCAGAGUAAAUUCAGAGAUCAGCUGAAGACAAUGUUAACUUACCCGUUCACCCAGUUUGCUAAAUUAACUUAG